Melitaea cinxia (Glanville fritillary) is the source of this 723-nucleotide messenger RNA. It is a transcript of the gene dcma, whose product is annotated as syntaxin-23-like. NCBI's taxonomy places the organism in Eukaryota, Metazoa, Arthropoda, Insecta, Lepidoptera, Nymphalidae. The transcript has 5 exons. The record is from RefSeq and is a predicted model, not a curated record. Gene Ontology annotation, biological process: G protein-coupled receptor signaling pathway. The coding region runs from base 1 to 723 and encodes 240 amino acids. Gene Ontology annotation, cellular component: neuron projection.
AUGCUACCAGUACCUCAAGAUCGUUUAUCUGGUCGUCGUAGCAGCUCUAUAGUCAGCAGGACACUCCUCGGUCGACGGGCUUCGGUCUAUGUCACAAGUAAUCAACAGGAUCCCGCUAAGUUAAUAACAGAAAUCAACGUACAACUCGCUCUGUUCCGAGACCUGCUCAUCCACAUCGGGCAGCCACACGACAGUCCAGAGCUAAGGGAGAGGGUUCGUCGUCUGCGCCGUACGUGUGUCGAGGCAACAAAACAAACCAGCCAGCUUGUUUUGCCAACCUGCAAAAAGUCCACAAGCGAAGGCUGCGCAGAUCAGCCUCAAUUGGUGCUACUAUACUUCAUGUCCCAAUUGUUACUUCGGGAGCUCGCCAAGUGCCAUCGUUUAGUGCAACUUGUGCCUAUGGAUAUGACUUCUUAUUAUGAAAACCGCGCUGGACCAUCGAAUUUCGGAAAUGUGAUCAGUCAGAUCUUACUCUGCAAGCAGAUCACGCCCGAUUUUAACCAGGAGGAGCUGUGCAGUAUCGCUAAAGACACGCAGGAGAUCACGAGGAUCGUCAAUGACAUUCAGGAAUAUCUGCCGCAACACGACAAUCUUAACCAUUUAGAAACCAGCGUCGCGCUUAAAGGCGAUGACGUUAACGGCCUCUGGCAGAACAAGCGGCGAGGAUCGCUCUACAAGGGCAUGGGCGUGCUCUGUUGUAUUUCGCGGCCUAACUACCUCUGA